ACUCCCCGAUCAGUGAAGCUCUUUCGCGGAACGAGAAACAUUUCAAGGAGCAAGGUGUCAGAGCUGUCUCCAACCAGCAGCUUCGCAACAUGGUGUACAAGUACAGUGCCAAGCCGACGCCUCUGGGCAAGGUGCAAAAGCCCCCUUACACCAUCGAGGCACCGGGUGCCCAGCCCGUGGAAGGCGAGACUAUCCCGCGCCGGCAUCCCAAAGCCAAAGAUGGCCUGGUGGAGCGGCCAGCUCCGGAUGUCAACACCACCUUCGACCUGUUGAAACGGAGUGUCGAGCACUACGGCAACGAGCCGGCCGUCGGCAGCCGGAAGCUGAUUCACACCCACAGAGAGAAGAAGAAGAUCCCCAAGGUCGUCGACGGCAAGACCACCGAGGUCGAGAAGGAAUGGACCUACUACGAGCUGUCUGACUACACUUACAUCACAUACCGGGAGUACUUUACCCAGGUUUCACAGGUCGGCGCUGGUCUGAGGAAGUUGGGGCUAUCGCCAAAGGAUAGGUUGCAUAUUUUUGCAACGACAAGCCCACAAUGGCUUUCCAUGGCACAUGCAUGCUCCUCGCAAUCCAUGACCAUUGUCACCGCCUAUGACACCCUCGGCGAGAGCGGCGUUGAGCACUCGCUCGUCCAGAGCAAGGCGAACGCCAUGUUUGUCGACCCGCACCUGUUUAAAACGGUCAACAACCCGCUCAAAAAGGCAGAAGCCGUCAAGUUUCUCAUCUACAACGAGGAAACCCACCUCCCGGUGACCGAUGACGAGAUUGAGAAGUUCAAAUCCGCCCACCCGGCACUCACCAUCCUAUCAUUCGGCGAACUGCGCGCACUGGGCGAGAACAACCCGGCAGAACCGGUCGAGCCGAGCCCUGAAGAGAUAUACUGUAUCAUGUACACCUCCGGCAGCACUGGCCCGCCCAAGGGCGUUCCCGUCUCCCACGCGGGCUUCGUUGCCGCCGUGGCGGGCCUGUACUCGGUAAUGGAGGAAUCAGUGAGCCACAAAGAGUACAUCCUGGCCUACCUCCCGCUGGCGCACAUCUUCGAGCUCGUGCUCGAGAACCUGGUCGUCUUCGUCGGCGCCACCCUCGGCUACGGCUCCCCGCGCACGCUCUCCGACACCAGCAUGCGCAACUGCUACGGGGACAUGCGCGCCCUCGCGCCCACCAUCAUGGUCGGUGUCCCGCAGAUCUGGGAGACGGUCAAGAAAGGCAUCGAGAGCAAGGUCAACUCCUCGGGCCCCCUCGCCCGCACCGUUUUCAGCACCGCCCUCGCCCUCAAGUCCUUCCUGGUGCGCACCGGCCUCCCCGGCGGCGGCCUCCUCGAUAGCACCGUCUUCAAGCAGGUGCGCGCCGUCACGGGCGGCCGCCUCCGCUUCGUCGUCAACGGCGCCAGCGGCAUCGCCACCCCCACCCUCCACUUCAUCUCCAUGGCCGUCGCGCCCAUGCUCAACGGCUACGGGCUGACCGAGACCUGCGGCAACGGCGCGCUCGGCUGCCCGCUCCAAUGGAACCCCGGCACCGCCAUCGGGCCCAUCCCCGCCGCGGUCGAGAUCAAGCUGGUCUCCCUCCCCGACCUCAACUACUCCACCGCCACGACCCCGCCGCAAGGCGAGAUCCUCAUCCGCGGCGCGCCCGUCUUCACCGCCUAUCUCGACAACCCGGACGAGACGGCCAAGGCCAUGACCCCCGACGGCUGGUUCCGCACCGGCGACAUCGGCGAGUUCGACGCCGCCGGCCACGUCGCCGUCAUCGACCGCGUCAAGAACCUGGUCAAGCUGCAGGGCGGCGAGUACAUCGCGCUGGAGAAGCUCGAAGCCAUCUACCGCGGCGCCGCCUGCGCCCAGAACGUCAUGGUCCACGGCGACAGCUCGGCGCCGCGGCCGAUCGCGCUCGUGCUGGCGAAUGAGAAGGUGCUCGCUGAGAUGGCGAAGGAGGUCGGGGUGCCCGAGGGGGCGGAUCUCUAUGCCGAUAAGAAGGUGAAGGGGGCGGUGCUGAAGGCGCUGCAGGGGGUUGCGCGGAAGGAGGGGUUGAGUGGGAUGGAGACUGUCGCGGGGGUGGUGGUGGUCGAGGAGGAGUGGACGCCGGCGAAUGGCCUGGUGACGGCGACGCAGAAGUUGAAUCGCAAGGCGAUUAGGGAGAGGUACGGCAAGGAGAUCAAGGCUUGCGUGGAGGGCAAGUGAUUCAUCUAUACUUGGGACUGUUGAUUCUUGGUUUCUAACUCGGCGAUGCCGGGUCUGGGAGUGAUUUUAUUAGCAUUCUACCUUGUGUUUGUCGUCUUGGAAUUGGGCCGGGCGUAGGGUGAACAAGCACUUGGGCGGCGGCGUUGGGGAUCUCGAACUGGAACUACUUCUCCAUCUUGGACAAUCUUGCACGCUGCUCUGGGACAAAAUAUUUCUGAAAACUUAGGUAUCAAACUUGAUGAACUAAUGAUGAUAUGAUGGAACUAAUGCAAUGGUAUCUCGAUAACAAUGCUUGGAGACGAACCUGUCCCGGGCGCCUUGCUUCCCCAACCUCUCUCAUAACGCAUUCCGGUCAUUAACUCCCUUUUCUUCUUAGCUUCAACCCCUCUCAGAAAGCCCGCUCCCCAUCUAUAUGAAGCGCCUCUUCCAGCUAAUCGCUAAUCGCACUUACUCCGUCUAUCCAAAAAGCACCCCCCCUCCACCCACACCGCCACCCUAC
Messenger RNA from Chaetomium fimeti, 2682 nucleotides. RefSeq lists its product as uncharacterized. Gene Ontology annotation, molecular function: long-chain fatty acid-CoA ligase activity. Gene Ontology annotation, biological process: long-chain fatty acid metabolic process; long-chain fatty-acyl-CoA metabolic process. Gene Ontology annotation, cellular component: plasma membrane; endoplasmic reticulum; lipid droplet. The record is from RefSeq and is a predicted model, not a curated record. The transcript is spliced from 3 exons. NCBI's taxonomy places the organism in Eukaryota, Fungi, Ascomycota, Sordariomycetes, Sordariales, Chaetomiaceae. The coding region runs from base 90 to 2183 and encodes 697 amino acids.